CUCCGGCCCUGGGACGAGUGUCCGGGCAGUGGAGACUCUUAUUGUGACACGGCGGGGUUGGGGACACGCGGGUCCCGCGGUGUCACCCUGGCUGCACAUUAAAGCCUCCCCGUAACGCCGCGCAGAGGGGGCUAUGACCGCCCGGCCCGGGGAAUGACCGUCCCUGCCCCAAAUACCGCUUAAAGCCCAGGUGACAACUUCUAGGCUGUAGGGAAAAUCCACACCAGGAAAGCCUCUAUUCUGCAAGGCAAGGGUUCCAUUCUAUCCAGGAGCCCAGCCAAGAAAACUUUUGUGGCCUACCACCUAGUUUUUACCAGCCACCCAUCCAAAGCCAGUUAUCACCAACAAAAACCCAGGACAGCCGCGAAACCUCUCCUAUGAGUGUCCCCAACCUCCCAUCCGUUUCCUCCAUGUGCCAACCAACCAUGUUUAACUACGAACGUCCAAAACACUUUAUCCAGUCUAAGAAUGUGUGUCAAGGGCAGCAGCAGCCUCCAGGACCCGCAGCCUCCGCGGAGUCGAGCAGAGAGAUCAAACAGUCCUCCAUCCUCAUUCAGCCUCGCAACCCGAGCGGGCAGAAAUUCUCCUCCUCGUCAUCGCUGAGCUCUUCAAUCACGCUCUCCUCGCCUUCCUGUAGUGCCCCCAAGGAAUCCACAUAUCCCAUCACUCCUGCAUCUGCACAGUCUCCUGCUAGCUCAUCAUCUGGGCAGAGGCUUAUACCCAUGCCUAACCAAUCCCCCGCAGCAUUCCUGUGCUCAGUGCUCCCCUCGCAGCCCGACUAUAACAGCCAAACUCCUUCUCCCAUGGAACCUCACAGUUACUCCCAGCCAAUGUAUAACAAACAAGCCAGCAUCAACUCUAUGCAGAAGACAUCAGACCAAGAAAUUAGAGGAACAAAAGAGGCCCUCAUUCAGGACUUGGAAAAGAAACUCCGAUGCAAAGACAACCUUCUCCAGAAUGGCAACCAGAGAUUAACUUAUGAAGAGAGAAUGGCUCGCAGGCUGCUCGGACCAGUGAAUGCUGCCUCUGUGCUGGAAACACAGAGUGAGGACAACAUGCAGAAUGCACAGCACCAGAAUGCAGAAAACGUCAGGCUGCAGGUUCCUACAACACAUGUAAGGAGCAGACCAUCCUCAAGAGGAGAUGAACGUGGACAUGACUCAAUCCAGGAGAAGUUUUUCCAGCCCCGUUUCACACAAGUGCCUGAGGACGUGGUUAUUGAGGAGGGACGGUUCUGCAGGCUCGACUUCAAAGUGAGUGGGCUGCCCACUCCAGAUGUGAUGUGGUACCAGAAUGGAAGGAUGGUUCAUCAAGAUCAGUUCCAUAAAAUGAUAGUGUCGGAAAAGGGAUUCCACUCGUUCAUUUUUGAAGCAGUCAAAUCAUCUGAUGCAGGGGCAUACGAAUGUGUGGCUGUGAACCGUGCAGGAGAAGCAUCUUUCACAGUGAAAGUGGAAGUAAUUGCAAAAGAACAUCACAUGCCUCCAACUUUCAUCUUCAAGCCACAGAGCAAAAAGGUUUUCGAAGGAGACACAGCCAGGCUGGAAUGCCAGAUCUCUGCCAUCCCAACCCCUCGGAUUUACUGGAAAAGAAACAACGAAAUGGUACAAUAUAAUACAGACCGAAUAAGCUUGCUCCAUGACAACACCGGGAGGAUUUGCCUCCUGAUCCACAAUGCAAACAAGAAGGACGCUGGCUGGUACACUGUGUCUGCUGUCAACGGGGCAGGAGUGGCCACGUGCCACGCCAGGCUAGAGGUUGCAACACAUGCAAAUAAGCCACUUCCAGCCCCAAAGCAGUUACGGGUUCGACCAACUUUUAGCAAGUACUUGGCACUUAAUGGAAGAGGACUGGAUGUGAAACAAGCUUUCUCACCAGAAGGAGAGUUUCAGCGUUUGGCUGAGCAGUCUGGACUGUAUGAAAGUGAUGAACUUUAACUGGAAAUGAAGAGGAAAACUCACACCUACAAGAGACGGUUACAACAUAGAUGCAGUUAAUUGGUGAUUGCUCUAAUUAGCAAAAUACCUAUCUACAUAUUUUUACUUUGACUCUUGCACAUUCAGCUGUUCCCAUUUUACCCUGUUAGAUUUUAUUUAUAUGGUUUGGUGACUAUAACCAUUAACUGAGUAUUGCAUUUGAACUAUAAAGCCUAAGAAAGCAGGUUAAUAAGUUUUUUGCAAGUGUGGGUGGGUUUAGUUCCACCUGUGCUUGGUUACAUGCUAAGGUAGAUUGGUUUGUACUGCUUCUCUAAUAUCACUCGUGAUAAUAUCAGAAGUCUGUACUGUCUGAAUACUAAAACCAAAUAGACUAGAGUGUUUUUAUGAGAAUAAAUUAGAGGCAAAUAAAAUUUUAAAUAACCAACA
Messenger RNA from Pseudopipra pipra, 2360 nucleotides. It is a transcript of the gene MYOT, whose product is annotated as myotilin. The transcript has 10 exons. Gene Ontology annotation, biological process: axon guidance; dendrite self-avoidance; homophilic cell-cell adhesion. Bases 378 to 1934 code for a protein of 518 amino acids. NCBI's taxonomy places the organism in Eukaryota, Metazoa, Chordata, Aves, Passeriformes, Pipridae. Gene Ontology annotation, cellular component: plasma membrane; axon. Gene Ontology annotation, molecular function: cell-cell adhesion mediator activity. The record is from RefSeq and is a predicted model, not a curated record.